Sphaeroforma arctica JP610 is the source of this 1618-nucleotide messenger RNA. RefSeq lists its product as hypothetical. The transcript has 7 exons. The record is from RefSeq and is a predicted model, not a curated record. Lineage: Eukaryota; Ichthyosporea; Ichthyophonida. The annotation marks the transcript as partial.
CCGAACCCACCAAAUUUUCGGUGCCCGAAUUCAGUACCAUGGUCAGUACAAAGUGGAAAGACUUGGCGCGUGCCGAGAAAGACGUCUACACCAAACAAGCGGCGGCCGAGAACACUCGCCUGGCCAAUGUACAGUACAUUGAGUACGAUGAGAGUGAUCUGCCCAAGCUCCCACCCGACCAGGAUGUGCUGACGUGUAGGUGGGAGAUGGGUGAAGCACGUGGUAAUACAUGUAACCGCCUUUUCAAGUGCGAAGACGGUUUAGCGCGCCAUAUCAUGGCAGAUCACUUUGGCGAUAGCUCCCCACACCCCUGCCGAUGGCUCGAUUGCACUCGCAACAUAAGGAACAAGAUGUUCGACCGCAAGGGCAAACUCACUGCCCACAUCAGGAAUCAACAUCUCCGCCGCUCCAACUGGCCCGCAGCUCUGUUUCGAUCACUGCACAGUCGCAACGCCAUAGUCUACGAACACGCACCCCCGGCACCCCCAUUACAUGUCAUCCCUAACAGACCGUUUGUUGCAGCGCCGGUCCUAUCCGAACAACUCAUCCAAAGUCAGGGCCGUGUGUUGUUCCCACCACACCCCACCGAAGAGAUGUUUAUGCCACCUGGAAUUGACUUCUUCACACAGGUGCGGGUGCGCAUGGAGGAGGGCUUGCUUGAUCCCAUUGGCUACUACAAGCUCUUAUCCUCCGCCGUGGAUCGUAGUGCAGCUGUUAUAAGCGUGCUAGACCCAGACAACUCACUCGGCUCAUCCUUAGGCAUUGCUCGUCUUGGUGCGGAUCCCAAGGGCGACUCUUCACAGCCACCUCGAGAAGGCCAGGCAAAAAGUACUUCACCCCCCGCACAAACACAUCGGCAAACACAGACACAAAUACACCCGCACGCACACGCACAAGCACACGCACAAGGAGAUCAAAGCACACGUAUGAGCUGCGAGGCCGGGACACAUGGUGCUCCAAGCACACAACAAGGGCAUAUGCAUCAGCACAUGCAUGCAGACACUGGCGCCGCCCAUGCAAUGGAGGUUGACGAUCCGAAUAUGGAUUUAUACGCCCCAGCGGCGCGUCUAUCCCCAAGACGACUGAGAGCUGAGCAGGCAGGGGUUUGGAGACCAACACACAAUGCCGAACACGUCCUCCAAACAUACGCACUCAAGCAUACAGCCGAGUACAUUCUCUUCAAACAAGGCUAUCGCGCAACGGGUAUGAAUCCCAGAGCUGGAGCUACAUCGAGGAUGAGUGGGAAGGGUGCCGAAGGAAACGCGCAACAGAAUGAGACCGCCAGUGGGGGUGUGGAGAGUACGAAUUCGCGUACGGAUAGUCUACGGAUUGGCAUGGACGGAGAGAGAGCUGAUACUGGAACAACCCAAACCGAAAAAACGGUACUGAAUGCGCUAGACCUGCUCUGCAAAGGGUUGGGUGUGGCUUACGUCUGAGGCGCAGAGAUGUGCCAAAUAUCAACGCUGAAAUACCAAGCAUAACUAUAUAUAAACUGCAUGACGGAGAUUUAAGCUGCGUAGCAGAGGCGUACAAGUCAAUAUAACGUGCACAAUGAACCGAUAUCACAACAGAAAGUAUCAAUCAGUCUCGACGUCAAAGUAACAAAAGUAUACUAAUC